Messenger RNA from Danaus plexippus (monarch butterfly), 883 nucleotides. RefSeq lists its product as uncharacterized. The transcript has 7 exons. The record is from RefSeq and is a predicted model, not a curated record. NCBI's taxonomy places the organism in Eukaryota, Metazoa, Arthropoda, Insecta, Lepidoptera, Nymphalidae. The coding region runs from base 78 to 785 and encodes 235 amino acids.
UUAUCAUUAAUUGUAUAUAUAUCGAUAUAAUUUAUUUAUUGCUUAUUCCUGUAUCCCAAUAGGUAACCAAAAUAAAAAUGAAACUUCAAGUCUUCGCUGUUCUCUUCUUGAUCGCAGGCGCUUCUGCGUUGCCUGCUGCUAGUGAGGUGGUGGUUGUAGAUGAAUUCCAAUACCAAUUGGCCCCGAAGAAUCAAGUUGUUGAUCAAAUAAAAUGGACAAUUGAGCUGAUCAGUAACAUCCUUCAGGGUCUGGGUUUGGAUCCAGUAGAAUGGGAGGGCAGCGAACUCAAUAUUGAAAUACCAUUUUUACUGAAAUUCAAUGCUUUCCUUGAAAACUUCCGUUACGCCGGUAUCAGUAACAUCGAGAUCCACAACCUGGAGUACGAUCGCUUCAUUAAUAAACUAGACCUCGACGUUUCUCUCCCAGAAGUCAUUUUCGAAGUCGGUGACUCUGGUCUCUACAUCAAUGUUUUAUCCUUCUUCGAAAUACUCGAUGCUGAAUUCAGGGGCAGUAUAUCCCUCAAGUCGAUCCGUGUCGCUGCUGAAGUAAGCGUUGACAUCAAUAUCAUCGGCGGUAUUUCCCUCCGCAGCCUUUCAAUCAACUUCAGCCUUGGUGGCGUUGAGUCCGACCUAACAUUUAAAUUAAAUAAUCUGGACUUCUCCGAACUGUUCAACGACUUUUUUAACGAAACAGUUAACAAUUUCUUCGAAGAAAAGGAGGAUCAGAUCAACAAAUCCUUGGAAAUUGUUGUCGGCAUCAUCCUCCGUAUCAUCUGGGCUUUCUAAUAACUUUAUUUCUUAACAACUACCAACAUUUUGUGACUUUAAUUUGUUAAUGUUCCGUUACUUUAUAAAAACAACCAAAUAAAUGAAUUUUAUGUUAA